Striga hermonthica is the source of this 600-nucleotide messenger RNA. The record is from the annotation of a GenBank genome assembly. NCBI's taxonomy places the organism in Eukaryota, Viridiplantae, Streptophyta, Magnoliopsida, Lamiales, Orobanchaceae.
UUUAGGACAUACCUAUCAGAAGCAGGGAUUGAAUCCCAGCUGACUGCACCCGGCACGCCCCAGCAGAACAGGGUUGCAGAGCGAAGAAACAGAACUCUUAUGGAAAUGGUUAGGUCGAUGAUGAGUUAUUCGAAGUUACCAGAUUCGUUUUGGGGAUUUGCAUUAGAGACAACAUGUUACAUUCUGAAUUCUGUUCCUUCAAAAUCAGUAGACAAUACUCCUGAUGAGUUGUGGAAAGGGCGCAAGCCUAGUUUCUCACAAAUUCGAAUUUGGGGUUGCCCUGCACAUGUCUUAGUGCAGGAGGCUGGCAAGUUGAAGAAACGAUCAGAAGUGAGACUGUUUGUCGGCUACUCCAAGGAAACAAAAGGUGGUUUAUUUUAUAGUCCUGAGGAUCAGAAGGUGAUUGUUAGUACGAACGCUAGAUUCUUGGAAGAAGACUGUAUCAUAGAUCAUAAGCCCAGUAGUAAACUUGUCCUAGAGGAGUUAGGGAGAAAUAUCGAUAGUUCCCCACCGAGUGCGCAAGUAGAUACAUCACAUAGUACUACAACACGUAACACUGAUAGUGUGCCAGUACAGACGGCACCUCGUCGUAGUGGGAGG